GACUGUCGCAUUGUGAAGUGCGCUUAAUCCCCUCCCAACACGCAUCUUUCCCUCUUCACUGAGUGCAAGCAUCUUCCGGCGUUGUCUUACGCCGGGCUGUACUCAUACAGACCAGAAAGAUUCCGGACCUUGGCCAUAUUCGAGUGUUUGAGCGUAACGUCGGGCACUUCUUCUUCUUCCAUACUAUCCAUCGUACAUUGGCCAGCACAGCACAGCCCAACAGGACGACACGAAGCUGGCUUCAAAACCUCACCAUCGAGAGACUAGACGGUGCCCUUUAAUUUUCUAAUCGCAUAUUUCCUCCAUCCUUAUACCUGCAGCUGCGCUGGAAUAUCAUCACGACACAUCUGCUGACACCGGGUCGUUCAAUCAAUCUCCACGCACACAUAAAUGCCUAAUGAAAUGACUCUCACCACCCGGCCGCCGCCGACCGGGCCCGCCCCGCCUCAGCACAAACAGGCGACCCCAAAGCGCAAACGAGGCGAAGACGACAACAGUAUUGCGCCGGCUUACACGACGGCGCAGUUUUGCUUUCGGCUCCCCCCUCCCAGCAGUGAAGAUCCCGGUUGCGAGAGUCCGCGGACCAGGUUUGCCCGCCAAUUCAAGGGACUCAACAUCGACGAGCAGGGUGGGGGCGGGGUAAUUCCCCAGCAGCUGCUGCUGCAGACGCAGCUCCCAGGCCAACCUGUAGCCUUCCGGUCCCUGCUCGCAGGUUCUGACGAACCUGACAAUGAUGAAGAUGAUGGCAGCCCGACAACGCGCAAGCGACAAAAACUUCCCGAUGUCGAAAUGCACGAUUCAGCGACCGACAACUGUGAGCGGGCCGUAUCUCCCAGCCCACAGCGAAGCUCCACGGUGCCCCAUGUCGGUCCACAGCCGCAGCUUGCCCUCAAGGCCGUCACAAUCAAGGAUGCAAUUGCACCCGGCUCCGAUCUUUCCUCCACCGCCGAUCAGCUCCACAGAUCCUAUCCUUCAAUCAACCGCCUGCAGGACUCCAAGUCCCGUCAGCCGAGACGCGUCGGUACCCCGCCCCCGAGGAGGAGGACGACGAAGAAGGAACCCGCCAGGAGGAAGACCGAAAUCAGCGACAGCGAAGAUGAGAUACCCACGAUUGUCGAUCCCGUUCGAGCAGCCUUGACUUGGCACGAGGACGAGAUCACCGUCUAUGACCCCGACGACUCGGAAGACGACGGCGUUGGCGUCAACGGCAUCGGCUUCAAGCCCACGGCUGCCCAAACACGGGCUAGGAUUGCGAAGCGGAAGCAGCAGUUGGCCGAAUACAGGAAAAGGGAAGAGAGUGAGGCGAGAAACAAGCGCAGCCAGCGCCGUCGCGGCAGUGCGGCCGGCCUCCCGGCUGCAGUCAUGAAAAACAAGGCAGCAUCAGCGUCAGCUGUAGCCCGGCGCGUCCGUUUUAUGGAGGCAGAAGCUGGCGCAACUGCUCUGACCGAGUCGACUGUCUGA
This is a messenger RNA of Verticillium alfalfae VaMs.102, 1461 nucleotides long. RefSeq lists its product as hypothetical. The transcript has a single exon. NCBI's taxonomy places the organism in Eukaryota, Fungi, Ascomycota, Sordariomycetes, Glomerellales, Plectosphaerellaceae. The record is from RefSeq and is a predicted model, not a curated record. Bases 403 to 1461 code for a protein of 352 amino acids.